Racocetra persica is the source of this 750-nucleotide messenger RNA. NCBI's taxonomy places the organism in Eukaryota, Fungi, Glomeromycota, Glomeromycetes, Diversisporales, Gigasporaceae. The record is from the annotation of a GenBank genome assembly.
AUGUCAAAAUUAUAUAAGACACCCUGCAAUACAAAUAAUAUACAUUUGGAUAAUGAAAAGCAUACUAAUGAAGAAACUGAUUAUGAAAAGAUAAAUGCUCGCAAGAUACCAAAUAAUGUAGAAAAUGAUUAUGUAAUACCAAAUAAAAAAUUAUUUGGUAGAGCAUUCAAUGAUGAAGUACUUAAUAAUAAUAUAUUCAAAGAUGAAAUACCUGACGAUAAAGCAUUCGACAGUGAAGCAUUUGAUGAAACAUUAGAAGACUUCUUUUAUGAUAAAAUGUUAAGUGAUGAUGAAAUGAUAAUAAAUUUUGCAGAUAAUGUGCUAAGUGAAGAAUCUGAUAGAAUUAUUAACCUAGUACUAAAUAUUGAAGAAAUGCUAUCUAUUAGUGGAGAAUUCUCUCCAUAUUUCAAGAAUCCUACUGAAAAAUUAAGAGAUAUUGCAUAUUCUUAUAAGCACCCAUCAGAAUUUGCAGCAUUAGAGAUACCUGAAGGAAGGUUUAUAUCCAAAUCAGAAAUUUACCUUUUAAUGAAAAAAACUACUAAAGAAUCAUUUUGUGCUUGGCCCUUUGUUACUGAGAUAAAACAACUAGAAAAAGAGAUAGUAAUGAAUGUUCUAGGAAAUCGAAGCCUUAUUAUUGCAAGUCUUGGUGCUGUAACCGCUGAUCUUCCGCAAAGAAAUGAUUUGAUUGGAGUUAAAAAGCAUGGUGCUAUAAGAAGAUGUUGUACAUGUAAUAUAGUAAAAAAUUCCUGA